Messenger RNA from Ceratina calcarata, 2490 nucleotides. It is a transcript of the gene Arf51F, whose product is annotated as ADP-ribosylation factor 6. Bases 452 to 979 code for a protein of 175 amino acids. Lineage: Eukaryota; Metazoa; Arthropoda; Insecta; Hymenoptera; Apidae. The record is from RefSeq and is a predicted model, not a curated record. Gene Ontology annotation, molecular function: GTPase activity; GTP binding. The transcript is spliced from 5 exons.
AUGCAGGCCGCGAAACUAAUUAGCGUAUCCGUCGUGACAACUAACGGGUGCUGCUACGGGUCUAUCCGGGACAUUUGUUUCCCGCACGAGCGAACGAAACGGCAGCGAACAGAUUUCGCUGAGUUUCUCGAUUCUAUCGCAGAUGUAUUUAUACACUGUUAUUUUUCAAACAUCCGUCCGAUUCAAGUUUUAUUUAUAUGGCCUUCGACAGGUUACGAGACACGUCCUUGAGUUCUCUUAUUUCGGCAGUGUUCAAGUUACAUUGUUCAAAGUAUAACGUUUCAUCGAAAUUUAUCAAUUCUAGACGGAGGUUAAAAGUUCGUUAUAUUUCUCAUUCAUCCCGUACACCUAUGUCCCGCGAGAGUCUGUGAAAAAAACGUUGUCGCAGAAUCUUCCAUGUAAUGUAGAAAGAUAAACGAUUGUGCCAGGUGCCUAGGAAGCAGCUGGCAAGAUGGGCAAGCUGUUGUCAAAGAUCUUUGGCAACAAGGAGAUGCGAAUUUUGAUGCUAGGAUUAGACGCUGCUGGGAAAACUACAAUACUAUAUAAACUUAAACUAGGACAGUCUGUGACAACAAUACCGACUGUAGGAUUCAAUGUAGAAACAGUUACCUAUAAGAAUGUUAAGUUCAACGUCUGGGAUGUCGGUGGUCAAGAUAAAAUACGUCCACUCUGGCGUCAUUACUAUACCGGAACACAAGGACUUAUUUUUGUAGUAGACUGUGCUGACAGGGAUCGGAUAGACGAAGCACGCCAAGAGCUUCAUCGCAUUAUAAACGAUAGAGAAAUGCGAGACGCCAUUAUUUUAAUUUUUGCGAAUAAACAAGAUCUUCCAGAUGCAAUGAAACCACACGAGAUACAAGAGAAAUUGGGUUUAACUAGGAUACGAGACAGGAAUUGGUAUGUUCAACCAUCAUGUGCCACGACUGGUGACGGGCUUUACGAAGGCCUUACAUGGUUGACCAGUAAUCAUAAAUUAUGAGCAGAUAUUUAUUUUUCAUCGAUUAGCCGCAUACCAAGAAUGUACGUUUGCUUUCUAUCUUCAUUUUCGUUUGUUUUUUAAUCAUCAUGUAGAGGCUCUAUAACACAACUGACAAUGAUCAUUAAUAAGAAACUAGGAACGGGAGGGAGGGGGAAAGUAAUUCGAGCGUGCGAGACAGCAGCGAACAUAAAGCAAGCAUUAAUUAUUAUUGGAUUGGCGUUCAGUAAUAUUAAUACUAUAUAAAUAGAAAUUUAUCGAAGUACCAAAAGAUAUAGACUUUGUUACUAACUGUUUACUAAAAGUCCGUGGAAAAAAAAAGAAUAGUUAAUACAUCAAUAUCGAUUAGAAGUAAUCACGUUCAGCAUUUUACUAUAAUUUAUAUAUAUAUAUAUAUAAAAAUAUAUAUAAAUAAAUAUAUAAAUAAACAUUCGCGUGCGUGCCACAUUAUGGGAUGCUAACUAUUGUAAGUGAACGCGGAAGUUAUAAGAGCUACUUAUGAUAUUAAGGGGUACAUUCGAUUCGGAAGAAUUAUCUCCUCAUGCAUUCUUGAAUUAUCGUCCGCGCGAUUAAUGAUUCAAGUUUCAUAUUUUGUCCAGAACGAUUGGACGUCGAAUUCAAUCUUCACCGAUCGUCGUCGGAGCUACGUAAUAUGUAUCACAAAGUAAUAUUCAUACAUAUAAUCUCACUGAUGUACGUGAUUAAAGGUUCAAAGCACUUGCAUUAAUAACUUUAUAUAGCACGGAAGUAUCAAUUUUAAAAGUGUGUUCCUGCUAUCGUUUCGUUUUUCCUUUCUUUUUUUAGUAGUAGUCUUCCAGUUGAGUCACGUUUCUACGAAUAUCAACGGGACUUCUUUGAGAUAGAUAGAUAGGUAGAUAGACAGAGAGAGAAAGAGAUUGAAAAAAAACAUACUUCUGGCUACGUCGCGUGUAUUUUCUUCUGCAUAAUUUCAAGUGAAACAGUGUACGAACACACUUAUAUACGUACACCAAACGGGGUUGUUCUGUACGCACAAAUGGCUAGCCACGGGGCUUCGAGCUCGAGAAGAAAAAGAAAAAUAGGAACAAUGUUACCUAUAACGGUGACAGCAUCAAAUCUGCCAAUAUUUUUUACCAAUUAAGCGAUCGGAUUACGCAAAACUAGAAUUAGGUCACACGGAAAAAGAGUCGGACAGUGUUUUUAAAUGGGUGUCGUUCUCAUUUAUUUUUUUAUAACAACUUAUAGAAUAAGAGCGGGGUGUUCGUCGAUUUUGUUUCUCCGCAAUUGACCGAGGAAGGAAACGUUUCACUGUCGUUUCAAUCAGUCGUUCUCUACGUACCUAGCUUCGUCUACGCGUUAACGAAGCGUCGCGGUGAUAUCCGCACGUUGCUCUCGCCGCUCCGAUUUUCUUUUUACCGUUUACCACCGUUUUAUUUGCAUUCCACGAUUAUGUUAAGAUACUAGGAUUUUAACGAAUUGUAUUAAUUUACGUUAAAACGAAGCGCAUUGACAACAUAAUGCAGAUACGACAAGUU